Molecule: messenger RNA, 1392 nt
Organism: Oryctolagus cuniculus (rabbit)
Lineage: Eukaryota; Metazoa; Chordata; Mammalia; Lagomorpha; Leporidae
Source: RefSeq, a predicted model, not a curated record
GGUGCGGAGACGAAGACGGUGCGGUUGUGGCCUUGUUGCCUACCUCGAGCAGUGGUCGGCCUCUCCACGUAGAACUCGGGAGUGGGAGAUUCAGAAUCGAAUCUCUUCUCCCUCCCCCUCCUGUGAGAUUUUUUUGAUCUUCAGCUACAUUUUUCGGCUUUGUGAAGACCCUAGCAUCAAACACAAUGGCAAGCAAUGUUACCAACAAGACAGAUCCUCGCUCCAUGAACUCCCGUGUAUUCAUUGGGAAUCUCAACACUCUUGUGGUCAAGAAGUCUGAUGUAGAGGCAAUCUUCUCGAAGUAUGGCAAAAUUGUGGGCUGCUCUGUUCACAAGGGCUUUGCCUUUGUUCAGUACGUUAAUGAGAGAAAUGCCCGAGCUGCAGUAGCAGGAGAGGAUGGCAGAAUGAUUGCUGGCCAGGUUUUAGAUAUUAAUCUGGCUGCAGAGCCAAAAGUGAACCGAGGAAAAGCAGGUGUGAAACGAUCUGCAGCGGAGAUGUACGGGUCAGUACCAGAACACCCUUCUCCGUCCCCUCUACUCAGCUCCUCUUUUGACUUGGACUAUGACUUUCAACGGGAUUAUUAUGACAGGAUGUAUAGCUACCCAGCACGUGUUCCUCCUCCUCCUCCUAUUGCUCGGGCUGUAGUGCCCUCUAAACGCCAGCGUGUAUCAGGAAACACCUCAAGAAGGGGAAAAAGUUUCAAUUCUAAGAGUGGACAACGAGGAUCUUCUUCCAAGUCUGGAAAGUUGAAAGGAGAUGACCUCCAGGCCAUUAAGAAGGAAUUGACCCAGAUAAAACAAAAAGUGGAUUCUCUGCUGGAAAGCCUGGAAAAAAUUGAAAAGGAGCAGAGCAAACAAGGAGUAGAGAUGAAGAAUGAUAAGUCAGAAGAGGAGCAGAGCAGCAGCUCCCAGAAGAAAGAUGAGACUAAUGUGAAGAUGGAGUCUGAGGGGGGUGCAGAUGACUCUGCUGAGGAGGGGGACCUACUGGAUGAUGAUGAUAAUGAAGAUCGGGGGGAUGACCAGCUGGAGUUGAUCAAGGAUGAUGAAAAAGAGGCUGAGGAAGGAGAGGAUGACAGAGACAGCGCCAAUGGCGAGGAUGACUCUUAAGCACAUAGUGGGGUUUAGGAAUCUUAUCCCAUUAUUUCUUUACCUAGGCGCUUGUCUAAGAUCAAAAUUUUCACCAGAUCCUCUCCCCUAGUAUCUUCAGCACAUGCUCACUGUUCGCCCCAUCCUUGUCCUUCCCAUGUUCAUUAAUUCCUAUUGCCCUGCGCCUAGUCCCAUUUUCACUUCCUUUGAUGCUCCUAGUAGUUUUGUUAAGUCUUGCCCUGUAAUUUUUGCUUUUAAUUUUGAUACCUCUUUAUGACUUAACAAUAAAAAGGAUGUAUGGUUUUUA